This is a messenger RNA of Chiloscyllium plagiosum (whitespotted bambooshark), 2790 nucleotides long. It is a transcript of the gene hgfac, whose product is annotated as HGF activator. Gene Ontology annotation, molecular function: serine-type endopeptidase activity; calcium ion binding. Gene Ontology annotation, cellular component: extracellular region. Gene Ontology annotation, biological process: zymogen activation; blood coagulation. The record is from RefSeq and is a predicted model, not a curated record. NCBI's taxonomy places the organism in Eukaryota, Metazoa, Chordata, Chondrichthyes, Orectolobiformes, Hemiscylliidae.
ACCUGACCCACUCUGUGGUCAGGCAGUGACCUGGCACUACCUCGAUACUGUCCGAGUGACGGAGUUAAGGUUUGAAUGUGCCUAGGACGCCAUGUUAGCACAAUAUUCAAUGAUUCUCUCUUGGUGCUGUCUUGCAGGUGGGCUGACGCAAAAGUCUCCUUCAGACUCGGCCUGGGGAUUAAAGUCAGGGAUUCCCAAGCACGGUGAUGAGCAGCGAGAGCCACCUCAUCCCCUGCAACACCCACGCCAAGUGUUCACAGAUAAUGGCUGGCCUUGCGUGUUUCCCUUCCGGUUUGCGAGCAAGCUGCAUCGUACCUGUAUACCGCAUAGAAUGACCAAUAGGAAAUGGUGUGCCACCACCCCCAAUUUUGACAAGGAUGCACAAUGGGGUUACUGUGAAUGGAUCCAGCCACUAACACAUGAUUAUUGUGAAAGUGACCCCUGCUGGCAUGGUGCUGCCUGUGUCAAUAUCCCUCGAUACAACUUCUAUCAGUGCAUCUGUAAAGAUCCAUUCACAGGAAGGCACUGUGAGAAAGAAAAGUGCUUUGAAAGACAGCACCUGAAAUAUCAUGACUUUGGAAAGACAUGGAUGCGAAGUCUUCACGGUGACAUUGAGAAAUGCAUUUGUACCGAGGGUGGGAUUCAUUCUGAAAUUGUAAGAUCCAAAGCUUGCGGGACCAACCCAUGUCUUCAUGGAGGCACCUGCCAUGAGGUGGAAGACAGCGGUGAGAGUGUGUGUGAAUGCAGUGAGAAUUACGUUGGGGAGUUCUGUGAAAUAGAUACUGCUGCCAACUGUUAUGAAAAUAACGGGAGCUCUUACAGAGGGGCAGUGGCACGGACAGCCUCAGGGACUGACUGCCUAGCCUGGACAUCCAACUUUAUAAGCCCGGAGUUUAAUAUCAAGGAUGUGGAAGAACCCCUCCGCUUGGGUUUGGGUGACCACCCUUAUUGCAGAAACACAGACAAUGAGCAAGAACCUUGGUGUUACACACUGACUGAUGAUCAUAUCUCCUGGGAUUUUUGCGAUAUUCCACAGUGUCCAAAAGAAGAUCCCUGUUCUUCACAUCCCUGUAAAAAUGGAGGGACAUGCAUCAGAGACCCUCUGCUCAACUCUUACCACUGCCGCUGCCAUGAUGAAUUCACAGGAGUGAAUUGCCAGGAAGUGAAAUGCUUCGACAGUAGCCAUUACAGGUACUUCCUUAUUGGGGAGCGCUGGUUCCGCAUUGUUGGAGACGAGGUGGAAAACUGUGUGUGUACUGGCAGUGGGCCUGAGUGUGACAGCGUUCAAUAUGAAGAGUGCAGGGUUAACCAGUGCCUCCAUGAUGGUCAGUGCCGAGCAGUCCAGGAUGCAGAGGAGAUUAUCUGCCAGUGCCGGGCUAGCUUUGCGGGGAAAUACUGUGAUAUUGACAAGAAUGCUACCUGCUAUGAGGGCAAUGGGAUGUCUUAUAAAGGUCCUGAAGAUGAGAGUGCCUUGGGUAUUGAAUGCUUACCCUGGAAUGAGGACUUCCUGCAUGAUCAGUUGAACAUUAGUAGCCUGGAAGGAGCUCUCCAGUUGGGCCUAGGUGACCACUCCUACUGCAGAAAUCCGGAUGGUGAUAAAAAACCCUGGUGCUACAUAAUGUUAGACAACCACGUGUCCUGGGAGCACUGCAAUAUCGCAAAGUGUGGUACAAUGAGUUUCUGGUCAAAGAGAAUUCCUCCUAUUGCAAGGUAUACAGUGUCGAUAUUUCCUCAACAAUCACCCUCAUGUGGGAAACAGGCUCAGAAGGGCCCAAAACCAAGGAUUGUUGGAGGCUCCUCAGCCUUGCCUGGCUCCCACCCCUGGCUUGCCGCCAUAUACAUCGGAAGAAACUUUUGCACUGGAUCCCUUAUAUUCUCUUGUUGGGUUGUUUCUGCUGCCCAUUGCUUCAUUGACAGUCCCCUUACAUCAUCAAUCCGAGUUGUGUUGGGACAGCAUCAUUUUAAUAAAACGAGCAAAAACACUCAGGUAUUCGAAAUUGAGAAAUACAUUCUACACAGCAAAUACAAUGUGUUUGAUGAAACCAUACAUGACAUAGCCCUUCUAAAGAUGAAGAAGAAAAAUAAGCGCUGUGCGACCAAGACCAGAUUUGUUCAAACACUCUGUCUACCGUCUGUGACUGAUUCCUUCCCAGAUUGUACAGAAUGCCAAAUCGCUGGAUGGGGACACACUCAUGAAAAUGCAACAACAUAUCCUUGCACUUUGCAGGAAGCCACAGUCCGCCUCAUUCCCCAAGAAUUGUGCAGCAGCAAUUUUCUCUACGGCACUGAAGUGACACCAAAUAUGAUCUGUGCAGGAGAAAUGAUGAAAUCUGUCGAUGCCUGCCAGGGAGAUUCCGGAGGCCCUCUAGUUUGCUACAAAGGGGACACAGCAUAUCUGUACGGGAUCGUCAGCUGGGGAGAAGGCUGCGCUAAGAUGAACAAGCCGGGAGUCUACACAAGGGUUACCAAGUACAUCAAUUGGAUCUACAGGAAGAUCAAACAUAGACCAAAAUACAACCAGAAAGGCUAAGCUUGCCGGCAGGGGCAGUUCUUACUUCACCAGGAGCAGUUCUUACUUCAACCACCUCCUCCCCUCCUGCGCAUGUGGCAAUUGUAACUCUGGGAAAAACCGUCUCACAUUUUGGGUUAAUUACUCCAACCAGAAAAAGAAGAAUCCAGUGGAACAGUUGUCAACAGAUUUCUGACUCAGUGGGAGGUUGCCAAGCCUCCACGUUUCAGGAAUUUAAAACAAUUCCAGUGCCAUUAAAAAAUAAAUUGUGUCUUGUUUUA